CGAGGCCCCCCUGUGUUGUCUUUGUGUGAACUGAUCCACCUACAGACGCCGCUCCAUCCACCUCACCCUCCUUUUGUUGUCUCACCCUCUUUUUGCCCUCUCUCCCCUCCCUCCUGCGUCCCUGUGUGUUGCUUUCCUGGGGUUCAGUGUAGCUUGCGCAGGUUUGACCGUCACUGUCACCGUACUGAAGAUGGGGAGGCAGUGACCUGAUGCUCCGUUUACCUACAAGUCUCUCUACGCUGCCCUGAUUUGUUAUUUAUGCUCUUGCUGGAACUGGAUUGACCCAUUUGGGCUGCGUGGAUACCAGAGGAAGCGGUCGGGGGGAGGGUGAAGCCGAGCGGCUGCUGAAGUCUGAAGUGGCCUCGUCAAGGCUUGGACCCCGGCGUGUUUAUUGUCACUGAGGACGCACUUCAGCUGGCAGCGGCAGCGGCGUCUGCUGAUGAGAUCUGCUGGUUGUUUCCCUCUGGAAACCUCAAAUAAAUCACCGGAAGAACCUUUUUUUUUUGAUUGACUUGUGCGGCCGAUUGUUCUUCUCCUGUGGAUUAUCUCCUUUAUUUAUUCCGAGAGGACAAAACAUUGGAUUUCUGUCGACUCGAGGUAACAAAGCCAGGACGAUUUUUAUUCUGUGUAAUCAAGCAUCACUGUUUUGAACCUGGUUGUGACAGGAGACACUCGCAGCAGCAUCAGUGGCCUUGAACCCAAGUAUCAGGUUUUAUCUGUCUCGUCCACGUAGGUAAGGCUACACCAAACCAGGAGAGUGGGAUUGAAAUACACUGCAGCUCAGCAGUCGGCCUCCUGGGUUCGAAGCACAGAAGACGGCAGAGGAACCAUCUUCUUACACUAAAAAUCCAGCCUGGCUGAGAUCCAUUUUUCCCCCACAAGGCCUGGAAAGUGAAUGUCUGAUUGAUCCCUGCUCCUGCGGGCUGUCACAGGUGGCUGCACAGCUAUUGGCUACUCAAUAAUGCAUUGACUCAAACUCAGCAGUGGAAAGAAAAAAGGGGAAAAGUGUGCGAGACUCUGAUCCUUUUUGAAAAGGUGGACGACUUUCGAGAGAAAGCCGGCGAUUACAUCUGGAUAACCCAGAGAAUUGAGCAGAUGUUGAAGAGAAAAAGGAAAAGAGAAGGAAAUGGCUGCUGACAAAGUGAGAGCGUGGCGAGGACCUUAAGAGACGAGGACAAGCCAGACAAUAGACAGACGAGUCAAUCCAAGAAGUGGACUUGGAAGAACAAACGGACAAGAAGAAAAUCUCACCACCAACAGAACAGAUAAGAUAUUGGUGAUUGCUCAGGAGAAGCUGUGAGACAACAAGGAGGUUGUUGUCGUCAUGGUGAACACUGGCAUGCAGCUGAUCAGCUUCACCUGCGCGGUGACCGGCUGGAUCAUGGCCAUCGCCGUCACGGCCUUGCCCCAGUGGAAGGUCUCGGCCUUCAUCGGCAGCAACAUCCUGACCUCGGAGAUCAAAUGGGAGGGCAUCUGGAUGAACUGCAUCUACCAGACCACUGGUCACAUGCAGUGCAAGACGUACGACUCCAUGCUGGCACUGCCGCCGGACAUCCAGGCGGCCCGCGCCCUCAUGUGCCUGGCCGUCUUCAUGGGCUGGCUCUCCUGCACCGUGUCCUGCUGCGGCAUGAAGUGCACCACCUGCGCCGGGGACGACCGACGGGCCAAGGCCGGCAUUGCGCUCUCGGGCGGGGUUCUCUUCAUUCUCACGGGCCUGUGCGUUUUGAUUCCCAUCUCCUGGACCGCCAACACCGUCAUCCAGGAUUUCUACAACCCCAACGUGCCCCUGAUGCACAAGAGGGAGCUGGGUCAGGCCAUCUACCUGGGCUGGGCGUCCGCUGUCAUCCUCAUGAUCAGUGGAGCCGUGUUGAGCAGCACCUGCCCCCUCAUGGAGAGGAGUGGCAGAUACCGCAGAGGGUACAUCGGCCGGAGCUUUGCUAAUUCACCCGCUUCGGCACCAGAUCCCCCAAAACCCAUCACAUCCAACAGUCUACCACUGAAGGAGUAUGUAUAGGAAGAGAGAGGGGGAAGAUGACGCUGGUAAAAAACUGUAUCUCUGGUUCUUUCCCAAACUUCCUGUCCCAGGUUCGAAGUCCGUGACUUUUAAGCUACAAAUCGAGAUCUAUAUAUUUAUCAUAUAUUCAAUUUAUAUUUUGUUUAGUUUGUUUAUCUCUUUCUAUGGUUAAACCUGUCUUCAGUAUUUAAACACAUUCCUGUUUGUGUGAAGUUUGACUUUUACUGCACUGUGAUCUAUAGUAGUGCCUGAAAAGAGCCCGAUGCCUUGAAUGUCGAAUCAACAGCAUUUCACAAAACAAGUAUGAAUGUGAAGAUGGCUUUAAUGAUGGCUGUGUUGUGAAGAAUGCAGUGAUUUCGUAUAUUUAUUCUCUGACAAUGUCAUUACCUCCACAUCUGAGACCACACGUAAAGCCUUGACCAAGUUUGCAAACAUCAGAAAUGUGAAAUAAAACGAGUUUGGUAAAGUG
Hippoglossus stenolepis (Pacific halibut) is the source of this 2483-nucleotide messenger RNA. RefSeq names its product claudin 35 (gene cldn35). The record is from RefSeq and is a predicted model, not a curated record. Gene Ontology annotation, cellular component: plasma membrane; bicellular tight junction. Gene Ontology annotation, biological process: bicellular tight junction assembly; cell adhesion. NCBI's taxonomy places the organism in Eukaryota, Metazoa, Chordata, Actinopteri, Pleuronectiformes, Pleuronectidae. The transcript has a single exon. The coding region runs from base 1325 to 2014 and encodes 229 amino acids. Gene Ontology annotation, molecular function: structural molecule activity.